Molecule: messenger RNA, 8598 nt
Organism: Cyprinus carpio (common carp)
Lineage: Eukaryota; Metazoa; Chordata; Actinopteri; Cypriniformes; Cyprinidae
Product: insulin-like growth factor 2 mRNA-binding protein 1
Biological process (GO): regulation of gene expression; nervous system development
Cellular component (GO): cytosol; cytoplasm; nucleus
Molecular function (GO): mRNA 3'-UTR binding
Source: RefSeq, a predicted model, not a curated record
UAGUAAAUUCGACUCGGUUUUAGAGGCGGUGCCAUCGCCAAGCGGUAGGAUCUGUGUGACAGUGCAGGGUACAGCUUUAGGUUGAGGGGCAGCGAGAGGAAAGAAUUUCUCCCGAUCCCGCUAAAUACUCGCCACUAUUCCAUCGCAACAAACAUCAGCUAAAUUCAAACUGAUAUCAUUUCUACACCGUGCUGGGAAUUCGCGAGGGUUGCUACAGUGAAGAAUAUUUACCACUCGCCUGCAGGACUUAAUCAGACUACAACGUUACUGUUAGCCGAACUUUCCCCUUUUUAUUUUGGAUUGUCUUGCAGUUUGAUUUUUUUUUUUUCCUCCCCGUUUUUAAUUCCAACCGGCUGACAUCUACAUGAUUUUGUAAUCUGCGGGUGUCUGCGUCCUUUUUCAAAAUUAAGAGCGUUUCGCCGAAAAGUUUUAUUUUCAUUUCUAUUUUCGGGGGGGAGCGUUAGAGUUUUUCCACGAUGAAUAAGCUAUACAUUGGAAAUCUCAAUGAAAACGUGACCGCAGAAGAUUUGGUUAAAACCUUUGAAGAUCACAAGAUCCAAUACUCUGGACAGUUUCUCAUGAAAACUGGCUAUGCGUUUGUUGAUUGCCCGGACGACCAAUGGGCGAUGAAAGCAAUUGAAACAUUUUCUGGUAAAGUGGAACUUCACGGCAAACGAAUUGAGGUCGAACAUUCUGUCCCUAAGAAGCAGAGGACCAGAAAACUCCAGAUCAGAAACAUUCCGCCGCACCUACAGUGGGAGGUUCUUGAUGGUCUGCUUGCUCAGUAUGGACCUGUUGAGAACUGUGAACAAGUGAAUACAGACAGUGAGACUGCAGUUGUGAACGUCACUUAUGGGACACGGGAGCACGCUAGACAGGCAAUCCAGAAGCUCAACGGUUACCAGUUUGAGAACAAUGCCCUGCGUGUUUCAUACAUCCCCGACGAAAACUCUGAUACCGACUCUCAACGAGGCCCAGACAACGGCCGUCGUCCCGGAUACGGUCCACGAGGACACUCCCGCCAGAUGUCACCUGGCUCCGGAAUCCCCAGCAAACAUCAGCACGCAGACAUCCCUCUCAGGCUGCUGGUGCCCACGCAAUACGUGGGUGCCAUUAUCGGCAAGGAGGGCGCCACCAUCCGUAACAUCACCAAACAAACUCAGAGCAAGAUCGAUGUGCAUCGUAAAGAGAAUGCAGGUGCUGCUGAAAAGCCCAUAAGUAUCCAUUCUACCCCAGAGGGCUGUUCAGCUGCCUGCCGCAUGAUCCUGGAAAUCAUGAUCCAGGAGGCCAAGGACACCAAAACUGCUGAUGAGGUGCCUCUGAAGGUUCUUGCUCACAACAACUUUGUUGGCCGUUUGAUUGGCAAAGAGGGACGCAACCUGAAGAAAGUGGAGCAAGACACUGAUACCAAGAUCACAAUUUCACCACUCCAGGAUCUGACCCUUUAUAACCCAGAGAGGACAAUUACGGUGAAGGGCUCGAUCGAAGCGUGCUGCCUGGCCGAACAGGAAAUCAUGAAGAAAGUGCGGGAGGCAUAUGACAAUGAUGUCGCUGCCAUGAAUCAACAGACCCACCUGAUCCCUGGAAUAAACCUGGGAGCAAUCGGCCUCUUCCCGCCAUCCUCUGCCAUGCCGCCUCCUGCCCUCGGAAACUCUGUGCCUGGUCCCCUCUAUGGCCCUAUGGGGGCCUCUGAACAGGAGACCGUCCACGUGUACAUCCCAGCUCAAGCCGUAGGAGCCCUUAUUGGCAAGAAAGGACAGCAUAUCAAGCAGCUGAGCCGUUUUGCUGGAGCUUCUAUUAAGAUUGCACCAGCAGAGGCUCCAGACUCAAAAAUGCGAAUGGUCAUUGUUACAGGACCACCUGAGGCCCAGUUCAAGGCUCAAGGCAGAAUAUACGGUAAGCUGAAGGAGGAGAACUUCUUCGGCCCCAAAGAGGAAGUGAAGUUGGAGACACACAUCAAAGUAGCAGCUGCAGCAGCAGGAAGGGUCAUCGGAAAAGGCGGGAAAACCGUGAACGAACUGCAGAACCUCACCGCUGCUGAAGUAGUGGUUCCCCGAGAGCAGACCCCUGAUGAACACGACCAGGUCAUCGUCAAAAUCAUCGGCCACUUUUACGCAAGUCAGUUGGCACAGAGGAAGAUCAGGGACAUUUUGACACAAGUCAAGCAGCAGCAGAAAGGAGGUACAGGAGGUUCUCAGGGGUCCCAUCCGCAGGGCAUGUCUGAGCCGGGGACCCCUCAGGAACUGGCACAAGAACCCAGGAGGAAGUGAGAGGCCGGGGCCGCUACCCAGUCAGACGGACAAAUGGGAGGACAAACGAGCAGACUGACAGAGAGAGAGAGAGUGACACACAGACCUAGCGGUAGACAGGGAGAAAUGAGCAGCAGAAUGAGAGUGUAUUAAAAAGAGAAAAAAAAAGACAAAAAAUGCCUGUGAGAGGGCGAGGAAGCAAGUUUAGUGAAAAUGAACAAGAAAAAAAAAUGAUUUUUUUUUUUUAAAGAGAGAUAACUAGAAAACAGAGACCAGAUGCCAGGCCAGGUGGAGUGACUGAGGAUGGUGAGGAGGUCUGUCAAAACGGAGCGCCCCUCUGGUGAGAGCUUUUUUACAUAGCUGCUUAUUGGGAAUAGGGUGUAAUGAAGGUCCCUUCAAAAGUGUGUAUUCAUAAAGGAUUCGAGCUUCAUGGGACUCUCAGCCAUCAGCAGUCACUUCAAAUUUUUUUACAGUUUUUUUUGUUUUUGUUUUUGUUUUUUUUAAAGAUAGAGAUAUAUGUAUAGAAAUGUUUAUUCAGAGGUAUUAUUAAUGAAAUGCAGUGAGGUAGAGACGGGAAAGAGAGAGCAGAGAAGCCAUCACACUUUUUGGAGGGCGUGGUCACUAAUCAAGUGACUUCUCCCUACCUAUCAGAGAUGAGGGGAGGGGCCAAAGUUGUUAACACUGCUCUUGAAGUCCCCCACGCUAAACCGUGGGGGUGACGAGAUGAAAAAAAAAAAAUGAGGUUGUAAAUAUAAUCUUCAUGACUAAUGCUGCACGUUUAACCAUCGACAAUCGAGUGCCUGGCUUAUGAGGGUUGUGGCGUUUUUCCUGCCACUUCCUUUUUAGGCUUCGUGCCGUUUGGCCGGCGGGACGUGCGGCGAGAGUUCAGUAAGCGUGUGGGCUAAAGGUGACCUCUGCAGUUGUAUUGCAGUGGCUCAGCUUUGAUGUGCGGAGACCCAUCAAUUCCGUCCUAAACCACGCCGGCGAUGAUCGCUGCAGCGCCGCUCACACACAAACGGCAUAUUUUAUAUAUAUUAUAUAUAUAUGAUAUGUGAGUUAACCUGGCCCCUCAUUGCAUUGGAGCAGGCAGACAAUGAAAAAGAAGGUACUGCAAUUUCAGAAAACGAGACCUAGAGCAUCUUUUGUUUAAACGUUUUCUCUAAGGAAUUUACGUAUUCAAAUUUUUUUUAAAAGCAAUCAUGAAACCUGGCCUUCAGACACAUUGUUCUGUGUUUUUCCUGAGAAUAAUUAUGCUGUUAAUAUGCAGAGACAGAAUCAAGUGAGGACAGUCAGCCUGAAUGCCAGGUUUGGAAUGACAGGGUCUGCCUUUAGGUCAAAGGUCAAGAACAGGUGACCGCAAAAUGGUUUCUGUGCUCUCUCUCGCCCACUUUGUUUGACAUUUGCCGUUGAGGUUGCCAGAGUCCUGGCCUUGCUCACUGAUCCUAGAACAGAUUAGAUAAAAUGAAAUUAAGAAGAAAAAAAAAAACUACCUCAGGGUAUUGUUACCUCAGUAUUCCUAAUUUCUAGUUUCUUUUGCCUUUUUUUUUUUUUUUGCUUGCUUGCUGGUGUUUUUAUAUAAAAGCUGAUAGUCUUGAAUAUUUUAUUUUUUUAAGGAAGAAGUAUUUUACUUUUUCUUUUUGGGUAUGAGUGUAUGCGUGAGUGUAAGUGAGGGUGUUUUUCCUCACCUGAGCUCAGAAGGACUCCCAGGAAAAAUUCUGAAUUGUUUAGGUGGUCUCUCUCACCUGUAGCCUGGGGGUCCUUGAAGAGUCGCACUUGAAAUCACUGUUCAAUGGGACGUAGGACGGGUCAUACCAGUUUUUACAGGUGCAUAAUGAACAUUGCCAUACCACAGGAUUUUAAGUUUGAUGCAUAUGCGUUUGUUUGUCAUACAAGCUGACCGUAGAAAUCUAAAAAUGGCUUCUUUUUCUAACUUCUGCCAUUAUUUUUGCACCUGUGGUGUGAUCUUGAUCAUUCUGCAUUGAUGGAUUUAGACAUCAUUGGAUGACUUGCUUGAAAGGGCUUGACUUACUCACCAUGCUUGAAAAAAGCGAAAGCAUGAUGACAAUCUUCAGCCCCAAGACACUGAAUGUGAACCAUUCAACAUCUCUCUCCUGUUUUUUAUUUGGAUCGAGUCUCGUCCUUCCCCAUUGUCCUGUGCAAGUGUGCGCGAGUGUCUUUUCUAAUUGAGUUCAAGUGUUAAAUCUUUUUGUUGGGGAAGUGGUUUGGGUGUUUAAAAAAGGCAGGAACAUAGAAAAACACUCAUUUUUUUAAAUAAACUGACUGAGAACAUAAAACGUACCUUUGAAAAACGGAAGCUAAAAAAAUAUAAAGUAAAUUCAAAUAAAAAAACAUUCACAUCUCUCAAAUUGAAACCUGUAAAUAAUUUGUUUAACGGAACUAUCGGAUAAAAAACUGUUUGUAUUUUUUUAGAAUAAAAUACUAAUUGGAUAAAGGAUGGAAAGACUUUUAACCGUUAAAGAUGGAUGGACACUGCCAGACCACAUCCUUUUCAGGUUCCAUUCAGAGGAAGGGUUUGCUAGCAUGUUCUUGUGCUUUAACCGCUCAAAGUCUUUUAUUUUGUUUUUGUGGGUUUUUUUUUUUUUAAGCUUCCCUUUUUCACACUAGAUGGCAGUCUUCUGUUCUCUGCUUGAGGACUGAACUUGUUAAUGACUCAUCUCCAUUGAGACACAAUACAUACUGCUCUUCAGGCGGGAAAGCAAAGAAGUGUCUGUCCUGUUCCAGCCGUAGACACCGAGACACACUCACACACUUCUGCUCUGUUCAGACUGCAGCAGCCUUUUUUUUUCUCUCUCUCUUUUUUUUAAAAUGUUUUUAUUUUUGACAGCAAGCUUUAUUUGGACAUGACAUCUGGUUACGAACUGUUUCAUCAAUAAAAGACAAAAAAAUAUGUGAGCGAGAAAUAUUAACAUAAAUAUCAGCAGAUCUCCAAGAACUAACAUAGUGUUGUGACAAAAAAAAUAAGUAGAUAUAUUAUUGUAAUUGCAUUUUUUUUUUUGUUAUUUUGUCUCUUUUAUUAUUAUAAUUCUUUGGGUGAAAGGUGGAAGAGAUGAGAGGGAGAUGCCCUUAACAGUUUCAAUGGACAGGUGGACAUUUCGUAAAGAUUUUAAAAGCCACAUUUGUCCCCUUCCUCUUUUUCCCCACAUGUUCUUACCUUUCAUCCCCUUCCACCACUCGCUGCCUUCAUCCGCUCAUUAUGGUUUUGCGUUAUUAUCCGAUUCAAAACAGACUUGGCGAGCGACGUGUGGUUUCAUUUCUGGAGUUGAGCGCCCUCUCUCACGCUGGCCUCGUUUGUGACCGUUUUCUCUGUUCAGUUCAGUCGUUUGAUGUUGAAUUCCUUUAAGAUUUAUUUUUCCUCAUUCGUUUCUCAAAUUGUCUUCAUUUAGUUUGGAUUAUAGCUAGGUUUCAUGAUCAGAGUUCUUUAUGCACAGACACCUCUUACACUGCUACUAGUUCAUUUGAAUUACUAACAAAUGAUUCAUUCUUCACGUAAUACCUGUGCCAAACUGGGAUUCGCUUUGCGUUUUGUUGUUGUACUCCAGGAAAAAGGAACUAAUUAAGACUGUUCGCAGUCAGGAACGGAUGCAGUGCUCGUGUAGAUACACGGUUCCCUGAGUACUGCGAGUCGGCCUCCUGUUUGGCACUUGGAAGUGUUUUCUUCUCUCCUUUUUAUUUCAAGGUCCUCCACACGUUGUCGGUGACGAGGGCUUGAACAAACCGUAGAACCGUUUAGCAUACUUGAGCUUGGAAAAGAGAUAGUAUGUUGUUUACUUAUGCAAAUCUGUGACGAGUCAAACGAAUGGCUUUCGUUUGUCACACGGACUGUUGAGUGUCCACUGGGAAAAGUUGCAUUGCAGUGAUAGAUCACAGGUUGAAGCGCAGCUUAGUUGGGUGUGAUCAUCAUAUUGACGUUGCAUGCCACUGUUGUAUCUCACCGUGCUAGUUUCUGGCCUCUCCUUAAGGAAGACAUUUGGGUGCUACAAAUGACGAAUCAAACCUCACAUAACUAGGAACGCUACCUCAAGACUUAGCCAUAAGAUUGUUUUUAUCAAGCAGAUGAGAGCGAAAGUGCAUGUUACAUUUUACUUUUGAGUUUUAAUUUAUUUUUAGCUCUUCAUUUCUGUAGACGUUUGGAUAGAAUACUACUCCAGCUUAGAGCUGGGACUCUUUUGCGGGGCAAGGUGGCAGGACAGGGAACGGAUGUGUUUGGUGAUGGUUUGCACGGGAGGAGGAACGUUGAAGAGCCUGUGAAAUUCUGUUAGUGCACAGUUAAGCUAAAAUUCUCCCUACGUUGUGACUUAUGGUGCAUUCAAGUCAAGUCGGAAAGAUUUGUGAGUUAAAUGCACAUGAAUGCCACCACAAAGUUCUUUAUUGGAAUAGUUCACUUAAAAUUUGCUGAAAAUUUAGACUCCUUCAGGCCAUCCAAGAUGAAGAUUGGUUGUUUCUUCCUCUGAACAGAUUUGGAGAAAUUCAGCAUUACAUCACUUACUCUGCAGUGAAUGGGUGCCGUCAAAAUGAGAGUCUAAACAGCUGAUAAAUACAUUACAAUAAUCCAGAAGUAAUCCAUAUGACUCAAGUCACAGUUAGAAUCAGUUAAAGUCUUGUGAAGUGAGAAACCAUCAAGAUGUUUUUAACUUCAAACUGUUGUGAAAUGCAAGUCUCCUAUCCAUAAUAUUGCUUUACUUUGUGGAUCACUUGAUGUUUUUUUUUUUUUUUACUCUCAUUUUGACGGCACCCAUUCACUGCAGAGGUGAGCAAUGAUGCAAUGCUACAUUUUUCCAAAUCUGUUCCAAUGAAGAAACAAACUCUUCUACAUCUGGGAUGGGUUUGUACUUUUUCCAGCAAAUUUCAUUUAAACCCUGAAUUUUUAAGUUGGGGCGCGUCACAACGGAUCACAAUCGAUCGCAUGUACAAAAUAUAGUAGUAUUGUACAAUUACCAUUACAGCAUGAAUUGAACAAUAACAUAAAGAAAAAACACAUCUGAUGUGCAUUCUUUAUACAUCAUUUAUGGAAGUUAAAAAAAUCUUUCACAGCCAUCAAAGUGACUUGAACACACCUGAUGUCGUAAUUACUUAAAUACUUUCCAACUCAUAAAUACAGACUGAACGCACCAUAAGACCUGACUAUUAUGAAACUAAUGGCACAAACGUAACUAGGCCAGCAUUCGUAGAGUGACUAACGAUACCUCUGAAGAUCGAAACACACAACUGUGCCUGUUGCGCUAUUUCCUCUGUGUCCUUUCCCACUUCGAUGGCACCACACUACCUCCAUGCCAUGCAGCCUUGACCCCGAGUACAACCCUCCCCAUUCAGAAGCCCUUUUCUCACUGAUCUUGAAAACGGUUUCACCUUCUUUCCUUUUUGGUGAAACUAGAUUUCAAUCGGCAACAAAAUAGAGCUUCUACUAAUAUUCUGUCCUCCACCUGUAGUCUCAUUUUAUGACUUCAUGGCCUGAAUCAAAAGGCACGACUCCUGUAACCAUGUGUUUUUAAUUAUUUUUUUUUUUUCUUUUUCUUUUUUUUGUUGAUCUACCUCUUAGAAUAAAGACAAACGGAUAUAGAACAGAUCAUAAAACUAAAAAAGACACAAAAAGUUAAUUUUGAAAAUGUUAAGCUUAAUGAAUCAAUAAUAAUUAUAUUAAUAAUAAUAAUAAAUGACUUGAGCAACUGGGUAGCAGCAUCUCCGUAUACUGUAGUGCAUAGGAGUCUUUUACUUCCAAAGAUGAUUUUUCUUCAUUCGUUUUUGAAAUUGUUCAGGAUGAAUUUGGAAAUGGAAUAAAUGGAAAUGCGGGAGGGGAAAUAAACAUGUCAGUUUCACUAUCCAAUCUCUCUUUUUUUUUUAAAUUUCAUUAUUAUUAAACUGACUUUAUUUUUAACUUACAAAUUGUUCAUCUUUCUGUUUGAUUUAUAUUUCUGAUGGCUUUUUAAAUAUGACAUAGGAUUGUAUCUCUUAUGUUUGCAAUAGAAUCUGCUCUCUUUCUCUGUGAACCGCAACAUAAUAGUAUCUUUUCAGGCCGCACAGAGCAGCAUGAUGUUGAAAUCGUUUUCAUUUUUAUUGUUUCAUUUCACCUAUAAUGAUGCAACAGGAGAGCGAAGGUCUGUUGAAUUAAAUGGGGCACAUUUUAGGAGGAUGAGAGAGGAAGGAGACUACCUUUACCGGACUAUACCUUUAUCCCUUCACCCUUCUUACAGCAGGUGCCACAGACAUUAUCAGGCCUUUCAGCCUCUGCCUGCCUGAUUUUCUUUGAUUCUCAUCCACAAUUGUUUUGAACUCUUUGUAAAGAAUACAGAGCAUAGAUAUGAAUGUGACAAUAAAAGAUGAGUAAAACGGU